Prionailurus viverrinus (fishing cat) is the source of this 3068-nucleotide messenger RNA. It is a transcript of the gene ACOX3, whose product is annotated as acyl-CoA oxidase 3, pristanoyl. The transcript is spliced from 15 exons. NCBI's taxonomy places the organism in Eukaryota, Metazoa, Chordata, Mammalia, Carnivora, Felidae. Gene Ontology annotation, cellular component: peroxisome. The coding region runs from base 178 to 1956 and encodes 592 amino acids. Gene Ontology annotation, biological process: lipid homeostasis; fatty acid beta-oxidation using acyl-CoA oxidase. The record is from RefSeq and is a predicted model, not a curated record. Gene Ontology annotation, molecular function: fatty acid binding; pristanoyl-CoA oxidase activity; FAD binding.
CGGAGGCGGGGCGCGCGUGGGCCAGGCCUUGCAAGCGCUCCGGCAAGCUCGUCCAGGCUCUAGCGAGCGCUCGCCCGCGGACGUGCGCGCGCUCCAGGGGGCGUUUAUUGGGCGCCCGCUGUGUGCGCCGGACCAGCUGCCGGGAGGGCGAGCGAGAUCGAAGGCUGACGCGGUGCGAUGGCGGCCCCGUCUGAAGGCGACGCUGCCUCCCUGCUGCCGGACCUGCCCGGGGGACCCCUGCAGGCCUACCGCGCCCGCGCCUCCUUCUGCUGGAAGGAGCUGGCGCUCUUCCUGGAAGGCGAGGACAUGCUGCGCCUGAAGAAGAGCAUCUUCUCGGCCCUGGAGGACGACCCCCUGUUCGCCCGCUCCCACGGCCACGAGCUCUCCCUGGAGAAGCACCGAGAGCUGACCUUCCUCCGCUGCAAGUGGGUCUUGGGGCGCGCCCCCGUCCGCGUGGAGGACAUGGUGCGGAACCCGCUGUCGGUGCUGACGCUGAUCACCUGCCUGGGCACGUACGACUGGUCCCUGGCUCAGAAGUUCCUGCUGCACCUGCUGGUUUUUGGAUUCGCGAUUUACAAGUCUGGCUCUGAAAGACAUUUAGAAUACCUUCCCAAGAUCCUCAACAUGGAGAUUUUUGGAUGUUUUGCUGUGACUGAAGUAAGUCACGGGAGUAACGCCAAGGCCAUCAGAACGACCGCUCACUACGACCCCGCCACGGAGGAGUUCAUCCUCCAUUCCCCGGACUUCGAGGCCGCCAAAUUCUGGGUCGGCAACAUGGGCAAGACGGCCACCCACGCCGUGGUGUUUGCCCAGCUGUACACGCCCGGGGGCCGCUGCCACGGCCUGCAUUCCUUCUUGGUGCAGAUCCGGAACCCCAAGACCCUUCUUCCCAUGCCGGGGGUGAUGGUUGGCGACGUAGGGAAGAAGCUUGGGCUGAACGGCGUCGACAACGGAUUUGCCAUGUUCCACAAGGUGAGAAUUCCUCGCCAAGCCCUCCUGAACCAGACUGGAGACGUCACCCCCGAGGGUACCUACGUCACCCCCUUUAAGGACGCCAAGCAGCGCUUCGGGGCGUCCCUGAGCAACCUCUCCAUAGGUCGGGCCACCAUCGUGGCCAUGUCCGUCAUGAACUUAAAGCUGGCCGUUUCCAUAGCCCUUCGUUUCUCAGCCACGCGGCGUCAGUUCGGGCCGACAGACGAGGAGGAGGUACCGGUGCUCGAGUAUCAGAUGCAGCAAUGGCGCCUACUUCCCUACCUGGCGGCUGCGUAUGCCGUAGACCACUUUUCCAAAUGGCUCUUCCUGAACUUGGCGGAGUUUCACCAAGGCCUCAUGGGAACGGACCGCGGCACCAGGCAGGCAGAGCUCGGACGUGAGAUCCACGCCUUGGUGUCGGGCAGCAAGCCCCUGGCUUCGUGGACCGCGCAGCGGGGAAUUCAGGAAUGCCGGGAGGCGUGCGGAGGACACGGCUAUCUGGCGGUGAACCGCCUGGGCGACCUCAGGAACGAGAACGACCCCAACUGCACGUAUGAAGGGGACAACAACGUCCUGCUGCAGCAGACCAGCGGCUACUUGCUGGGCCUGCUGGAGCUCCGCCUCCAGGGUGGCGCUCGCCUUGAGAGCCCUCUGGGGACCGUGGACUUUCUGGAAGCCUAUCCCGACAUCCUCGACCAGAGGUUCUCGUGCCCCAGCGUCGCCGGCUGCUUGGAGUCGUCAGUCCCGCUGGCGGCAUACGAGUGGCUGGUCUGUUACCUGCUCCGAGAGAGUGUGCAGAAGGUAAACCAAGAGAAGAGAUCAGGAAGCAGUGACUUUGAAGCAAGAAACAACAGUCAGAUCUUCAUUGAAGGACCUUGUGGCAGCAUUUCAGUGAGCGGCAUGGCUGAAAAGGACGGAGAGGCCAGCUGGCCCAGCCUGGGUUCUGGGUCCAGCAGAGGUGGGGUGCCUGGGGAGAGCUGCUGAGCUGACCGGCCCUCAGAAGCUGGGGUGUAGCACGGGGAGCAGCCGUGAGGCCUGGAAGGGAGGUCAUGGCCCAAGAGCAGUCUGCAUUUUCCGCACCUGGUCUGGAUCACGGAGCAUUUUAAGAGCGAGCACUGGGUCGUUUCCUACAGCCGAGAGCUCUCACGGCCGGGGCUGGACGUUCACGUGUCCCAGAGAAGACGCCGUCUCUUCCCGUAUCAUGACUGGAGCAGCAGGACGGCGUGAGAAGAACGUGUCAGAGAACGCUGAUGCAGCCUCGACGCGGGACCAGCCUUCUUAAGGCAGGAAACCCAGAAGCUGUAGAAAAAAAAAAAAACUGUCAGAUCAGACUAUGUAAACUUUCACUAUUUCUAUAAACAGAAAUCAGGAGACAGACCACAGACUGGGGAAGCACGCACAGCAUGACCCACAGACAGCGUCCCCGUGAGGGAAAGGGCUCCCGGGCGGGGAACCAGCCGCUGGCCCGAGGCGGCAGGCACGACAGUUGCUUAACCUGAACCAGGGCCACACGGGUCGAAGGACAGUGACCGGCGGGUCACGGAGGGAGCGAACCUGCUGUGUCCUUGGGGGCAGACGCUGGCUGCUCUCGUGUCGUCCCAGCACGAGCUUGCCGGGACUCGGCGGGGGAGGCCGCCAGAGACCGCUGCCGUCCUGCUAACCCGCCACCUGCCCGCACACAGUGGGCUCUCGAAUAGUUGCGUUUAUUGCCUCUUUGAGCCGAGUAAUCCCCUCCCGGGCUCAAAGUGAGAAAAUGUGAACAGGUGGGCUGCAGAGACCCCCUCCCGGGGCCCCCCCGCCCCGCCCCGUCCAGAGCCGUCUGCCUCGCAAACGCAGGUGAGCUUUCCUACCCCGGCCACACACGGGCUCCUCGCAUAUUCUCGUCUCAUGCCGGCCUCUCUGAUGCGUAAGGAAAUCGAGGCCAAGAGAAACGCCCCGGCUCAGCUGUGCCGACGUCCACACCGGGACAGUUAGGAGUUAGUUUUUUGCCGGAAGUAUCCGUCGCUUGUUAACGUGCAGAUAUCCUCAGUGAUCAGAGCACAGCAGAAAUGAAUACCUGGACCCCGAUUGGUUUAUACGUCGCGGGGGUGGGGGCU